Molecule: messenger RNA, 2039 nt
Organism: Capsicum annuum
Lineage: Eukaryota; Viridiplantae; Streptophyta; Magnoliopsida; Solanales; Solanaceae
Product: UDP-glycosyltransferase 89A2
Exons: 1
Coding region: 393-1784 (463 amino acids)
Molecular function (GO): UDP-glycosyltransferase activity
Source: RefSeq, a predicted model, not a curated record
GUAAAAUGGUACACUUUUUCCUUUUCCAUAUUCCAACUUUGUGUGGCUACUGAAAUCAAGACUUAAAUAAUUGUACCUAUCAAGAAACUUGCUCAAUUUUCCACCACUCAACAUUAACUAAAUAUCAAACUUACACAUCUCUAGGUUCAUUCAAACGCACCUAACUUUCUCUUGUUAAAUUUUGCCUACUUCUUGAAAAGUAAAAAAGAAAAUCAACACCAGAGCUAGCCCAGAGAGGUUCAUCAUGAAAAAUUAUACUAUUUAUGCACGAUUGAAAUUAUAAUUUUCCGUAUAUAAACCGUACGUCAAACAACUUUUGACUACUUUGUGUGUUUUCUUCUUUAUAUUUUGAACCCUGUGAAAAUUUUGAUUCCGUCACGGUGACAACAACCAUGUCAAGCUCUGAAAAUGGUGUGCAUAUCUUAAUAUUUCCAUUUCCAGCACAAGGUCACAUGCUUCCUCUUCUUGAUUUCACUCAUCAACUUCUUCUUCAUGGCUUUAAAAUCACCAUUUUAGUGACACCAAAAAAUGUGCCAAUUCUUGAUCCUCUUCUUUCCACUCAUCCGCAUGUUAACACUCUCGUCUUUCCAUUUCCUGGCCACCCAUCACUUCCAGCCGGUGUUGAAAAUGUUAAAGAUGUUGGCAAUUCUGGCAAUGCACCAAUCAUUGGUGGGCUUAGUAAGCUUUAUAGCCCAAUAGUAGAAUGGUUUAAGGCCCAAUCGAAUCGUCCGGUGGCUAUUGUUUAUGAUUUUUUCUUGGGCUGGACUCAUGAUUUGGCCCAAGAAGUUGGUGUACCCGGGAUUGUUUUUUACAUUACAGGGGCUGGUUUGGUUUCCAUUCUUGAUGAUCUUUGGAAGAAUUUUGAGGCUUAUAAAGGUUUGGGCCUUGUUGAGUUUAAUGGGCUUCCUAGAAGCCCAAGAUUUAUGAGAGAGCAUCUUCCUUCAGUGUUUUUGAAGUUUAAAGAGGAUGAUCCAACUUGGGAAAUUGUUAGGAAUGGGUUUAUUGCAAAUGGUAGGAGUUUUAUGUCAAUUUUCAAUACUUUUGAGGCUUUGGAGAAUGAGUUUUUGGGCUUUUUGAAGAAGGAAAUGGGCCAUGAUCGCGUGUAUUCGGUUGGGCCAAUUAAUUUGGUUGGUGGGCCUGGUAGAAUUGGGAAGUCCAAUAUGGAUGAGAGAGUCUUCACUUGGCUUGAUGAUUGUCCUGAUGGGUCCGUUCUUUAUGUAGCUUUUGGAAGUCAAAAGUUGCUCACUAAGGCCCAAAUGGAGGCCUUAACUACUGGGCUUGAGAAAAGUGGAGUGAGGUUCAUUUUGGUAACUAAACAGUUGUCAGCCCAACAAGAGGAUCAAGGUUUUGGAUCAGUGCCAAAAGGGUUUGACCAGAGAGUCUCAGGAAGAGGCCUAGUAAUAAAGGGUUGGGCCCCACAGGUGGAGAUAUUGGGGCAUCAAGCCGUUGGUGGGUUUUUGAGUCAUUGUGGAUGGAAUUCAGUGAUGGAAGGGAUAGUGGCAGGAGUACUAAUUUUGGGCUGGCCCAUGGAGGCUGACCAAUUCAUUAACGCAUGGUGGUUGGUGGACAAUAUGAAGACAUCAGUCCGAGUUUGUGAAGGUUCAAACUCGGUGCCCGACCCGAUAGAGUUGGGCUUGAGAAUUAGUGAGGCAAUGAGUAAUAAUUUGUUUAAGGAGAGGGCCCAAAAAAUGAGAGAUGAAGCAUUUGAAGCUAUUAAAAUUGGAGGGAGCUCUAAAAGGGAUUUAGAUUGGAUUGUAAGAGAGCUUACCCAACUAAAAGGUUGAAAAUUCAUGCAAAUGGGCCAUACAAUUUUAUGUUGGGCUAACUUUUGAUGAAUUUGGUUGGGCCUAAGAUGGACACCUAAUAGGGCCACUAAAUAUGCAGUCUUUAACUUCAAUAUAAAUGUAUUGUAUGUGGUGAUGACCAUGUGAGAAAGGAAAUUGAGGCAAGUUGACCUUGUCUAUCUUAUUUGAUAUUAGUUCCCAAGAUGUUUCAUCAUUUUCUUACAAAUAAAUGCUAUUUCUCUUGAUGUGUUAAAA